Botrytis fragariae is the source of this 1656-nucleotide messenger RNA. Its product is annotated as putative mfs monosaccharide transporter protein. The coding region runs from base 1 to 1656 and encodes 551 amino acids. Gene Ontology annotation, biological process: transmembrane transport; carbohydrate transport. The transcript has 4 exons. Lineage: Eukaryota; Fungi; Ascomycota; Leotiomycetes; Helotiales; Sclerotiniaceae. Gene Ontology annotation, cellular component: membrane. The record is from RefSeq and is a predicted model, not a curated record. Gene Ontology annotation, molecular function: carbohydrate:proton symporter activity.
AUGGCAACCAAUAAAUCGAACGAGGACAGAGAUGUCCAUCCGCAUGACAACCCUCCUAUUUCUUUCACGGAAAAACUCAGAUGUUCUUUCCCUGCCACUGGUGGUUUCCUCUUCGGUUACGAUGCUGGUUACAUCAACGGCUGCCUUGGGAUGGAUUACUUCAAAUUGGCUUAUGGCGAGCCCUCAACUGAUCCGUUGGGCUACAUGGGCUAUAUGUAUCCUACCUGGGGCAAAUCUGUCAUAGUUUCCUUACUCUCCGUCGGCACGUUCCUCGGUGCCCUUGUCUCUGGCUACUCGUCUGACAGAUGGGGCCGUCGUAACACUAUCCUCAUCGGUUGCGCUAUCUACUGUGCCGGUGUCGUCCUCCAAGUCGCUUAUCCGGUUAUUGGUAUGCUGGCUGCUGGUCGUGCUAUCGCUGGUUUUGGUAUCGGUUUUGUGUCUGCCAAUAUCAUUGCCUUCCAAACGGAGAUUUGCCCCCAGAAGAUCCGAGGUGCCUGUAUUAGUGUCUAUCAAUUUGGUAUUACAAUCGGUCUUCUCAUCGCUUCGGGAGUCAAUCAAGGUACCAAAGAUAUCCGAAGUAACGCCUCAUUUCAAAUUCCUAUCGGAUUGCAGUUUGUCUUUGCAGCUUUCCUUUUUGUCGGCUUGAUUCUUAUUCUCCCUGAAUCCCCAAGAUGGUAUCUCUCCAAGGGAAGAGAGGAACAGGCCAAGGCAGCUUUGAAGAGAUUGCGUGGACGCGCUGAUGGCAAUGUAUAUCUUGAAAGAGAAUAUGCGGUUAUGAUUGAGGAUACUAGGAUCGAGCGUGCAAAUGGUAACGGUGCAUGGAAAGACCUCUUUGCCGGGGGUUUCCAUCGCGGAAGCAAUCUUUAUAGAACCUUCAUCGGUACAAUGGUACAAAUGAUGCAACAACUAACUGGUGUCAAUUUCAUCUUCUACUAUGGCACAACGUAUUUCGCACAAGUUGGACUAACCAGUGUCUUCCUAUUGGCUACAAUUACAAACGUUGUAAACGUUCUCUCAACCCCCAUCUCUUUCUGGACCAUUGAAAGAUUUGGCAGACGUCCGCUUCUCAUCUAUGGCGGCAUCUUCAUGUCUCUCUGCGAAUUUAUCAUCGCCAUUGUCGGCACUGUGCUCACCGAUAACAAAGCCGCUCAAUGGGUCCUUUUUGUCUUCGUCUUAGUCCACAUCUUCUUCUUUGCCAGCACUUGGGGUCCUACCGCCUGGGCGGUAUCUGGCGAGAUGUUUCCAUUGGCUCUUCGCGGUCGUGGAGUCGCUCUCAGUACCGCCUCGAAUUGGUUUUGGAACUUCAUCAUCGCAUUCGUCACCCCAUAUUUGGUAGGCGAAGAAAAUGCGAAUUUGAAGGCUAAGGUAUUUUUCAUUUUCGGGGCUACCGGUUUCCUAUCUGCUUUGUUCGCUUAUGUCUUUAUCUAUGAAACUAAGGGUCAGUCUUUGGAAUCAAUUGAUCGUAUGUGUGCGGAUCCUCGCGCCAGAGACCCAAGACAUAGUCCGGAGUGGACAAAGAAUGGCAAUGGUGUUAUGAGUGCUGAGUCUACUGGAGCGGGUGUUGAGGCUGGACAAGGAGUCUUGAGUCAGAGGACUCAGAGUAAGCAAGAGGAAGCGGUUCAUCUGGUUGAGAAAGAGAAUACCGCUAGUCGCUAA